Molecule: messenger RNA, 1079 nt
Organism: Drosophila virilis
Lineage: Eukaryota; Metazoa; Arthropoda; Insecta; Diptera; Drosophilidae
Gene: qkr58E-3
Product: quaking related 58E-3
Biological process (GO): regulation of alternative mRNA splicing, via spliceosome
Cellular component (GO): nucleus
Molecular function (GO): mRNA binding
Source: RefSeq, a predicted model, not a curated record
AUUUUCACGUGAAUUUAAUUGAAAAAUCUUAAUAUGGAUAAUUCGAAUAGUGAAUUUAGUGAAAAACCAGCCCCACAUGAGCAUCAGCCGCGCUUAAAUGAAGUAGCACAGAAAUUCUUGGCCGAUUUAGAUGAGGAACGCCAGCGCCUGUCCGCCGAGUUCCCAUUAUGUGCCUUGCUAAUUGACGAAGCCGUGGACCGUGUGUACUGCACAGGUCGCAUACCUGGCCGCGAGUUUUACGCCGACGUUUACAAACAGAAGCCAAUGAAAAUAACACAAAAGGUGUUCGUGCCAGUCAAACAAUACCCAAAGUUCAAUUUCACUGGAAAGAUUCUGGGUCCCAAAGGCAAUUCACUGCGUCGCCUGCAAGAUGAAACACAAUGCAAGAUUGCCAUUAAAGGGCGCAGCUCCAUACGUGACCGCAGCAAGGAGGAGCAGCUGCGAAAUUCUGGAGAUCCGCGCUAUGCUCAUCUACAAAAGGACCUCUUCCUAGAAGUCAGCACUGUGGCCACGCCAGCUGAGUGCUAUGCACGCAUCGCUUACGCCCUGGCCGAGAUCCGUAAGUAUCUAAUUCCAGACAAAAACGACGAAGUCUCACAUGAACAGUUGCGCGAGCUUAUGGAAAUGGAUCCAGAGUCUGCCAAAAACAUUCACGGGCCCAAUCUGGAGGCAUACAGAUCCGUUUUUGACAAGAAGUUCGGUGGCAGCAGCGGCGCACCGAAAUACUUGAAUCUUAUCAAGAGAACAGCGGAAAAUCCGCCCGAAGCUGAGGAGGCUGAAGAGGUGGCCUACGAGUAUGAUCAUCGCAUGCCCAAGCGUAGCGCACCAUCGGGCUAUGAAUACACCAAACCACGCCCAUCAAUAAUACCAACAAACGCAGCUGCAUAUAAACGGCCUCAGCCAUACCAAACUGACAUGAAACGUAUGCGCGAACCACCCAUCAAGUCUUAUAAACCGAAUACGUACACCAUUCUGAAAAAGUAUAAAUAAUACGCAAAUUCUCUAAGAAAAUAUAAGUUGAAAAUACAUACACAUAUAAAAGGACAAGCGAAAAAGCGAUGUAAUAGUUACAAAAAAAA